Labeo rohita (rohu) is the source of this 2907-nucleotide messenger RNA. It is a transcript of the gene msh5, whose product is annotated as mutS homolog 5. Gene Ontology annotation, cellular component: nucleus. Bases 214 to 2643 code for a protein of 809 amino acids. Gene Ontology annotation, molecular function: mismatched DNA binding; ATP binding; ATP-dependent DNA damage sensor activity. The record is from RefSeq and is a predicted model, not a curated record. NCBI's taxonomy places the organism in Eukaryota, Metazoa, Chordata, Actinopteri, Cypriniformes, Cyprinidae. The transcript has 25 exons. Gene Ontology annotation, biological process: chiasma assembly; mismatch repair.
AUGAUUUGGAUACAUUUAUAUUAAAAUAAAAAUGAACUUUUUGUGUCUACAGUGUUUUUUUUAUUUUAUUUUUUAAUAUAUCGGAAGAAAGGCCUUUUUGUAAAAAAAAUAAAAUAAAAUAAAAAAAUAAAAACAACAACAACUAUCCUGCGCGCGCCUCCGCGGUGCCUCACUUGGCGCGCUUUUGGUCUGAGUGUUUUUGCGUAAUGAAACAUGUCUGAAGGCAGUAUUUUACUAGAACCAGAAAGCAGAGCUUUGAGUAUCAAUGAAGAUGAGGAGGAUGAGGGAAACCCUGAGAUAUUUCUGAGUGUAUUUAUUCAACAAGAAAAAAUUGGACUAAGCUUCUAUGACAGUAGCGAUUGUACGCUGCAUUUUAUGCUGGACACGGUGGACAACAGCGACCACCACCUGCUGCAUAGAGUUAUACAGGAGCUGAGUCCAAACGUUGUCAUAACAAGUGCCAAACAGGAGCGCAGCUUGACCCAGUUUGUCGAAACACUUGAAUCAAAUUGUGAAUAUAAGCCUGAAAUAGUCAUGUUUCCAAAUGCAAACUUUGGUCUGGAGAUCAGCAAACAGCGACUUCUCUCAGCACACCUCCCGUCUCUCCCUCCCACCAUCACAGAGAGCGAGAAAAUCACGUAUCUCUCCUCCUGUAUCCCAUUAGACUCAGUGCUGAUGAUGAGGUCAAUAGGAGGGCUGUUGAAGUGUUUGGAGAGGAGGAGAGUUGGCUUUGACAUGGAAGACAGCAGUACAGGCAUUCCCAUAUUGCAGUUUUUGACUUACACACUGAAGGAUGUUGUGUAUAUCGACAGAGAUACGUACAGUGCACUCCACAUCUUUAAAUCUGAUCUGCAUCCUUCCGUCUUUAAACUCCAGUCAGGAGAGAAAGAAGGAUUGAGUCUUUACGGUGUUCUGAAUCGCUGUCGGAGCAAGUUUGGCUCUUUCCUUUUACGGCAGUGGUUCCACAGACCUACUCGAGAUCUGAACAUCCUGAAGAGACGACAGGAAGUAAUCCGUUUCUUCACGUCCCCUCGUAACUUUGCUGAUCUCAACACUUUGCAAAGUUGCCUGCGAAAUAUCAAGAACAUCUCCACGCUGCUGCACAAAAUGUCUGUCACUAACCCGAAGGUUGUCAUCUGGCAAAGUCUGUAUAAGACAGUGUACAGUGCAUUGUGCAUCAGGGACACCAUUCGUGCUGUCCCCCAGCCCAUCCAACUUUUCAGUGAAAUCAGCCAAAACUUCACAGAUGAUCUUUUCUACAUCGCCACAUGCAUCAGUAAAGUGGUGGACUUCGAAGGGAGUGUGGCUGAGAACCGAUUCGUCAUUAGACCGAAUGUCGAUCCUGUUAUUGACGAGAAGAAAAGAAGGAUGAUGGGUCUCCCAGAUUUUCUGACGGAUGUGGCUCGUGCUGAGCUGGAAAACCUGGACCCACGUUUCUCCACCUGCAGCGUCAUCUACAUCCCCAUGAUUGGAUUUUUACUGUCAGUGCCAAGAUUACCCACCAUGCUGGAUAAACAGAGCUUUGAGAUUGAGGGUCUCGAUUUCAUUUUCCUAGCGAAGGACCAACUACAUUACCGCAGCGCUCGAACUAAAGAGCUGGACAGCAUGCUGGGAGACCUGCAUUUUGACAUCCUAGAUAUGGAGAUUGCAGUAAUGAGGAAGCUUCAGACCUUAGUGCUUGAGCGAAGCGACUGUUUGUAUAAGGUCAUGUCUCUGUGUGCAGAGCUGGACUGUCUCAUUGCUUUGGCUCAGGCCUCUCUGGAUCACGGCUACUGCUCUCCAACUCUGACACCAAACCACAGACUGGCUCUGAUUGAGUCACGGCAUCCUUUGCUGGAGCUGUGUACUCCAGUAUUUGUGUCAAACACCUACAUCAGCUCUGAAACUGAAGGCAAAAUGAAGGUUAUUACAGGACCAAAUUCCUCCGGCAAGAGCAUCUAUCUAAAACAGGUGGGUCUGAUUGUGUUCAUGGCACUGAUCGGCUCAGAUGUUCCUGCCAAAGAGGCAGAGAUUGGGCUGGUGGAUGGAAUCUACAGCCGCAUGGAUAGCCGUGAGUCUAUAUCAGUGGGUCUGAGCACCUUCAUGCUAGACAUGAACCAGAUGAAUCAUUCCUUGAACCACAGCACUGGGGAUUCUCUCGUCCUAGUGGAUGAAUUCGGUAAAGGAACCAACACUGUGGAUGGAUUGUCUCUCUUGACUGCAUGUCUCAACCACUGGCUGCGUCGUGGGCCGCAGUGUCCUCACUUGCUUGCAUCGACAUGCUUCCACAGCCUCAUACAGUUGGGCUUGAUCGCUGAUUCUCCGCUGCUAGCUUUACUGACUCUAGAGACAGCUAUAGAGGGAGAAGAGCUGGUGUUUUUGUACCAAGUAAAAAGCGGCAUCUGCCAGUCGAGUUGCGCGGCUAAUAUCGCCACUCUGGCCGGCAUUCCUGAUGACCUGGUCAAGAGAGGGGUGGAGGUGUCAGAGUUAUACAGAACAGGAAGAACAAUCAGAAAGAUGGACAGGCCAUCUUCAGGUGAACAGAAUGGGAGGUGUGUUGAGGUGGUAGAGAAGUUCCUCAGCAUUGACCUGGAUGACCCUGAGCUGGAUCUAGAUUCUUAUUUAAAAGAUGAGGUGCAGCCAGCUCUUGAAGAGGUGCUGUGACAACAUCGAAGCUGAUCUGUGGGACUGUUGGUCCAUGUAGUGGAGAUCAGUUCAUUUUAUUUCAAGGUUUAUACAUGCACAUACACAAACAUUUAAAGCUGAUGGUUUGAAUGAUAUCAUAUUUGCUCCUGUGUUCUGAAUUGGAAAUUUUUCAGCCUGUGGUAUUUGUUCUGAUUUUUUUUCCUCCUAAAUCUUGCAUUUCACAUAGUUUGUACUUAUUGUGCAUUACACUACAGAAUGCCUUUGAAAUUUAUACUUUGAGUU